UAAAGGGUGGAGCCGGUUUCUGAAAACAAUCACUUUCUAUAAUCAACCCUUGACACAUCUUUCUUGAAAAAGUUUUCCUAACCAGUAAAAUAUUUGUACGUGCCUUGUACUUUUAAGUAUCAUCAGAUGCAGCUUAUGAUUAAACAGGUUCUGCAAUAUUGAUUUUUCAGGUUUUCUGAGUGAAACAUUAACUAUCCAGCAGAAGAGGAAAGGUCCACUGGGAAAGGCAGUAAAUGAAAUAAGAGGGAACAGAGGUAAGAAGCAGGACAAAAAGAGACGGCAGGUAGGUUCUGAGAUGACGUGAUUUGGAACUUGAUUUCACGGUCUCUUCCGUCUGCAUCAUCCCUGGCAUCACGCUACCUUCACACACACACACGCACCCCUCGCAGUCCUUCAGAUUGCUUAUGAGAAAAAUGGUGUUUUUGCAGAAUGUUAGGCAGCAGAUAUGGCGAAUUCUGAAUUCCCGUGAAAUCCGUUCCUGUUUUAUCAAGUUCUUGUGUGAUUGGUGAAAAUAAGCCUGCAUUCCAGGGAUGCAAGAGGAACAACAGCCUGAGGCUGCUGCAGACCCAAUGUCGUCCUCAGAAGCACCAGAAGAUGGACCAAAGGAAGCGUCAAGUAUAUCGCAGAAUAUCUCUGAUGCAGAUGCAUUUAAAAUUCUGCUGGAGAUGAAGAUGAAGAAGAGGCAGAAAGUACCCACUUUACCAAGCACUGUGACGGAGCUUGACACAGAGGAGGGUUCUAAAGUCUAUGUGGUUGGAACAGCCCACUUCAGUGACAGCAGCAAAAAGGAUGUAGUGAAGACAAUACAGGAAGUGCAGCCUGAUGUUGUUGUGGUGGAACUAUGCCAGUACAGAGUUUCUAUGUUAAAGAUGGAUGAAAAGACAUUACUAAAAGAGGCCAAAGAAAUAAAUCUGGAAAAACUUCAGCAAGCUAUAAAGCAGAAUGGAGUCAUGUCUGGAUUGAUGCAAAUGCUGCUUCUGAAAGUCUCUGCUCACAUCACAGAACAGCUGGGAAUGGCCCCAGGCGGAGAAUUCAGGGAGGCUUUCAAAGAGGCUAGCAAAGUACCUUUCUGCAAAUUUCAUCUCGGAGACAGGCCCAUCCCUGUUACGUUUAAGAGAGCAAUUGCUGCACUUUCGUUCUGGCAAAAAGUCAAGCUUGCUUGGGGCCUUUGCUUCUUAUCUGAUCCAAUCAGUAAAGAUGAUGUGGAGAAAUGCAAACAAAAGGAUUUACUGGAGCAGAUGAUGGCAGAAAUGAUUGGAGAAUUUCCUGAUCUUCAUCGAACAAUCGUCUCGGAACGAGAUAUUUACUUGACCUACAUGUUGAAGCAAGCAGCAAAGCAGAUAGAACUACCUCGAGCUUCAGAAACUGAACCUAGAAAAUACAUCCCAUCUGUUGUAGUUGGUGUUGUUGGGAUGGGUCACGUACCUGGAAUCGAAAAGAACUGGAACUCUGACUUAAACAUCCAGGAAAUAAUGAGUGUGCCUCCUCCAUCAGCUUCAAGUAAGAUUUUUAGAUUUGCCCUAAAAGCAACAGUUUUUGGACUGAUGGGAUAUGGCUGCUACCGAAUAGGUCAAAGGACAGUUCAGUUUAUUCUCUCAAUGCCAGCAGCACAGAGCUGUCUUCAGAAGCUGACAGAAAUAAGAUCUCAGCGUUGAACAUCAAGUGGAGAUACUAUAUGAAGAAGGUGGCUGAAAAGGAUGUUAGAGGCAACAAAUAAGUGGACUGAUAGAAGAGGGGAAAUGAUUCUAGUCAAAGAGACGGUUGAUGCUGAACAAAGCUGAAUUGCUGUGUAAUAAAGUAUUGAUACUAAAAGCUACACCAGCUAUGAUCUAAUGAAUAAGUUUGAUUCCUGGUAAGUGUAUUGCAUGAAAGCACAUGAUUCUGGAUUGAGGUAAAUGAAAUAUAUACACAAAUAUAUAUAUUAUAUAUAUAUAUAUACACACAUGCUGUAUAUAUAAUAUAUAUUAAUGAUGAUGUAGUGCAGACAGCUUAGAGUAUGUGCUCAUGACUCUUUUCAGAGGAACAGAAAAACAGAGUAGCAUAAUUAGGUGCAUCUGCUCAGAAGUUCAGGGACACCUGUCUGAGUGAUUUUUAGGAUUUUUCUUAGGUAUGGUAAUACCUAGUGGUCAUUUCUGGUGCCAGGCACUUUUACACAUAAUUUAGAAGGACAUCUUCUCUGUAAGUGUUUUAUACUUAAAAUGGUUAAACUUUUUUUUUUUAAACUUAAGAGCUUUCCAAAAACUUCAGAAUUGUACAGGCUGUCAUACAUACACCGCUCAAAUUUUUUACAAGCCUUACUGAUAAAUAGAAGUGUUGCCUUUAGAUUGCAUCCCUUGUUACAGCUACCAGUUGAGUUUUCUUUCUCCUGCAUAGAGAGGGUAUAGCCACAGCAUCGAAAUUCAGUGUGAUUAGUGUCACAUGUUUACAGGACGCUGUUCCUUUAGAUUAGGUUAUUUAAUCUGUAUUAGUUAGCCAAAUCCUGCUGGAAUCAGUAUUGUAAAUUUAAGAGAAUAGAACUACUGUACAAUUUACUUGUAUUUCUCAGACCUCUCAUUAUUGGGCCAAGAAGUCUGGAACUGAUAGAUAGCACCUGCCCCCCUCAUUUUUGAUACAUGAAAAUAUUUUAUUUAUCAAUAUAAUUUCUCAGUGGAUAAAUAUUUUAAUCUAUUUAAUAGAAAAGCAAAGCUCAAUUUAGUUUUUCAAACUAGCUGUGGUGUUUUAUUUGGGUUGCUUGCUAUUUAUACCAAGAAUUAUGGGUACUUCAAACUGCUGUGAUUUUAAAAAUUUUCCAGAAUAACUAUCUAUCAUCCAUCUUUUUUUUUUUUUUUAAUUCUAGGCUAAUAUUUAAUAGGAUUCUUUGGGUACCCUUUAUAGCAAUCAGCUAGUCCCAGUCCAACAGUACAAAUUUUAAUUGUCAUAUCAAAAUUCUAAUAUGAUAUAUUUAAACAAAAAAAUCCCUCUUGCUCCUCAGGCUCCUAUGCAAUUGCUAAUUGACUGACAUUCAUAUCUAUGCUAAUCUUUUUUAGGGGAGACAGAAGGGAAAAGGGUGUGUGAGGCAGGAGGAAGAAAAGGUGAUGUUUUGUGGAUGCGUGGGUGGUGUUUUUUUUUUUUUUUCCCUAAGUUGGUUCAAUUCAAUCAACAAACUGCUUUGUUUAGAGGGUAAAUUUCCAAAGCUUGUGUUGGAAAUAAUCCCACACAGUCUGUUGUUUGCCGAAAGUGUGUGCAUGUAUCUGCAGUGUUGUCUUUUUUCAACCUUUUUUUUACUGAAAUGGAGGGUCUAAUGCUCUUUACAAUGGCAUUGACUUUGCUGGGAGCUGGUCUGUCCAUGCAACCUUGUGCUUUUCUGCCUUGCACCUUGUGAUUUGUAUGGGUCCCAGUGCAGCAAUCAUUUAAGUGCAUGUUUAUCUUUAAGCCUACUAUUAAAUCUAACCUGAUUCUGCAGAGCUCUUAAGAUGAUGCUUAGGUGCUUUUCUGGAUCAGGGCCUUACAGUUGUGCAGGGAAUAAACCUUAGCAAAUAAGAAUGGCAGCAAUUCCCACUUUGACACAAAGUGUAAAGGAUGAUAGAAAAUACCGUGGAGUCAGGACCUUUGUCUUUUAUUUUCCAUCUAUUAGUGCUUAAGAAAAAAGCAGACAUCUCUAGCAAGAUCAAAAGCAGCAUUUGUAAACAGUUUAUAGAAAACCUGAGUGACUGCCUGAAUUUUGAUUCCUUUUUUUUGUAAAGGUUUAAUAUAUUGUUUACUAUUAAGCAGUCCUAUUUGAAAAAUUGUAUUACAUUUUGUGUACAUUUUUUAAAGAUGAAAGCAAACGCUUAAGCUCAUUCUUCUCCUGGCUUUACUGACGUACCAAAAGAUUGUUUUUUUAUUUCUGAGAUCUUUCUAGCUGGUAGAGUUCAAUAUAUUGAUGUUUUGCUUUAAGAUAUCUACAGAUUUUUAAGGUAUCUGCAGAUAUUUUAAAAGCUCUGCAGAUCUUUGAUAUCUGUACUCAGGUAAUUUUACACAAAAGAAAACAAAUCUAAGGUAAAUUUUAGAAAAAUGAGCCUUAAACUUGGGUGGGACUAUUGCUAAAUGAUUGUCAUGGAGCAUUCUUGCAGACUUAAUAUUUUAUGCUUUUUAGCCAGAAAUGAUUACCAUGUAAGCUGUCCUUUUGUUACUCAGUCUUUAUCUGCAGUUAUAUUUUAAGUCUAUUGUUUUAUCCUUUUUUACAAAGCAUAUCAGCAGAUUCUUCAAGGAGGCUGUUUGUGGAUGGAGAAUUUGUAAUCUAUCUUCCCACUAUUGCAAACUGGCAGAUCAUAAGCAUACACUGCUUACCCAGUGGCACUUGAAAGCCUGAUGAAUUUGCAGAACUAACAGUCCUGUUUAGUCCAUACAUGAAUGCUCAAUGUUGUAUAUUCAAUGUGUUGCACUAUUUAUGUAACAUAAUCGGUGUUAGAUCCAUUCUUUUCUGUUCUAGUCAGUCCUUUCAGUGUUAACAGCAUCCUGUUAAAUUUUAAAUAUAUGUUGAAUUGUCCCAGCCCCACCUCAACCUUAUGAAGCCAUAUUGUAUUUUUUUGGUGACAUGUACAUCUGCUUUAUGCAUUUGUACAUCUGAUGUAAAUUUGAAGUAUUUUUAACAAUGUGUGCCUUUAAUCUAAAGUGGUUUAAAGUAAACAGCAGUAUGUUCUAUGAUAUACAAAAUAAAAUAUUUUAACCACCUUUUCUGUCAAAGGCAUUUCUUUUCUGUAUUAAUCAUUACAUUUCUGAGAGCAAACACCGGUGUACUACAUCUAGUACACAAUCUCACAAUAUACAGUACACAAUUUUGCUGAAUGGGAGCUUCAGUUGGAAUAAGUGAUGCCUCCUGAUGUGAGGCAUCUGUCCUUAAUGCUGAAUUAGGGAAACUAGUUCUUCUACCCCAUAUAAUCAGCAAAUAGCAAAGGAUGUUUUUCCCUGUGUAUUGCCUGUUGGCAGAGAGGUUUUCUGCCUUGCUGAGCACACAGGGAGCGUAGGGAGACCUAACUUCCUAAUAUAAGCACCUGAACUCUGAGUCCAGAAUCAGGCAUGGAGAGUGACUUUCUGGUGACUUUUUUGGUUGGUUGGUUUACAGGUUUUCGUGUUUUUGCAGGGAGGUGUGGAGUGUGUUAGCUUUCUGCCCAUGCUCAGUCCUGCAAGGUGCUGGACUCCCUAGUCCCAGUCCAGCGAAGCGCUUAAGCGGUCUCAUGUGCUUAAUGUGCUCUGCUUGGAACCCUUUAAAUGGAAAAGGGUUGAGUUAAUGACAGAAAGCAGAGUUUAAUCAUUCAAAUUGAGUCAGGCAAAUUAAGAAAUAAUAAGACCCUGUAUGAUACUGAAAGCAAGUAUUUUUCAGACUUUAUUACAUACAGCUAACACACUGGCUGAGGAGUCUACUGCUUGUACGUUUUGUCAAUCAAUCGUCUGUACUCUUUGAUUCGUACAUAAAUGUGCGAAGCAAAGGAUUGCAUAUGCAGGCUGGUUGCCCUUGAUCGAGCAGAGUUCCCAGCGAUGGCGCGUUGAGCUGGGGCUGGGGAGGAGUGCUGAGUAAGGUGUUUAGAUGGUGGAGGAAAACAUGUUAAAAUAUUGUAGACAAAGCACUGCCUUAGUCAGGCAACACGGUGUAUCAGGGCAUACUGCUCUUUCAUGUUCAGCCUCUUGUUAUGCUGCCAAAACAAAUACAAUGGGAAGAAACAAGGACUUUUGCUGUUAAAAUAAUUAGUAAAUUUCCCAGAAAAUAACUUCUAAGUGGUUAGAGCUUCCUGUAACAGUAACCAACAAUGGUUAGGAGCUUGGUGCUCGGAUACUUUGAGGAGACACUUUCAAAGAAACUUUCUCUUUUCACCUCUAUCCCUUUUACACACACUCACUUUUCUCUCUCAACUGUAUUUUACUUCGGUGGGAAUGGAGGACGCUUGUUUUUAGAAUGAAUUGCUUAUCCAAGUAGUUUGCAAACAUAGUCAAGGUCAUGUUUAUGAUGCACUUUUAUUUUCUAUACCGAGUACUGAACCAAAUUAAGUAAUUGAUUUUUGAGGUGAAUUAAGAUUGCCUAGAUUUGCACGGGAAGCUGUUUCUGUGUGUGUGUGCAGUGUAAAACACUCUAAAAAGCUCUGACUGACAAAUACAUCAAGUCUCAAAGUGCCAGGCAGUAGUGGGAACUACACAUUGAAAAGAAAUAACACGCUGUCACUUGUGUAAUUGAGAUACUCAUGUACUUA
This is a messenger RNA of Struthio camelus australis, 6203 nucleotides long. Lineage: Eukaryota; Metazoa; Chordata; Aves; Struthioniformes; Struthionidae. The record is from RefSeq and is a predicted model, not a curated record.